Molecule: messenger RNA, 1527 nt
Organism: Penicillium cinerascens
Lineage: Eukaryota; Fungi; Ascomycota; Eurotiomycetes; Eurotiales; Aspergillaceae
Product: glutamyl-tRNA(Gln) amidotransferase subunit HER2
Exons: 3
Coding region: 10-1527 (505 amino acids)
Biological process (GO): mitochondrial translation; glutaminyl-tRNAGln biosynthesis via transamidation
Cellular component (GO): mitochondrion; glutamyl-tRNA(Gln) amidotransferase complex
Molecular function (GO): glutaminyl-tRNA synthase (glutamine-hydrolyzing) activity
Source: RefSeq, a predicted model, not a curated record
CGACCCUAAAUGUCCCUUCUACGUGAAGCGGAAAAAUGCAUCGCUAACCAACAAUCACACGGCCUCAAUGCUUUCAUAACAUCACUGCCCCGCGCGGGACGGUGGUUGGACCGCGUGAAGGAAGCAGACCGGCGCCGCGAGCAAGGAACUCCAAAAUCUCCCGUGGAUGGCCGUCUGAUCUCCAUCAAAGACAACAUCUGCACGCGUGACCUUCCGACGACCUGUGCCUCGGGCAUUCUGAGCAAGUUCACCAGCCCGUUCAAUGCGACUGUGAUUGAUCAAUUAGAGGAUGCCGGGGCUGUUGUGGCUGGAAAGGCCAACCUGGAUGAAUUUGGAAUGGGGUCACAUUCUACCAACUCGCGCUUUGGGCCCGUGAAGAACUUGCGACGUGAUGCCAGCGGACAAGAUCUCUCCGCCGGUGGUAGCUCCGGGGGGAGUGCGGUGGCGGUGGCAGCGGAUCAAUGCUAUGCUGCACUUGGGACAGACACCGGAGGCUCUGUCCGACUUCCUGCCGCAUACACGGGGACCGUGGGAUUCAAACCGUCCUACGGAUUAAUAUCGCGAUGGGGGGUGGUCGCUUACGCCAAUUCUUUGGACACGGUUGGGAUUCUAGGGAAGAAAACCUCCAGUGUCCAGGAUAUCUUCCGUAUUCUAAACCAGCAUGACCCGCGUGACCCGACCAGUCUCUCUGCCUUUACGAGGUCCCGGAUUCUGUCCCAACUCCAGUCACCACGACUCGCCUCUCGGUUGACAUCAAAACCUCUCCGAAUUGGAGUUCCGAUAGAAUACAACAUCUCCGAACUUGCCCCGUCGGUUCGCCGUGCCUGGCUACUAUCCCUGGUGCAUUUGCAGGAGCAAGGACAUACCAUUCACCCCGUUUCCCUACCAGCCACCAAGCAUGCACUAUCAGCAUACUAUGUUAUCGCCCCUGCCGAAGCCUCCUCGAACCUGGCCAAAUACGACGGCGUGCGGUACGGAACUCGCGCCGAGGGGCCGGACAGUGACGGACAGCCAGACGGCUAUCUCUAUGCUAACACGCGCGGAAGCGGGUUUGGCGAAGAGGUGAAGCGACGCAUUCUGCUAGGCACGUUCAGCUUGAGUGCCGAUGCCAUGGACAACUAUUUCAUUCAGGCACAGUGUGUUCGACGACUGGUCCAGCGAGACUUCAACACCGUGUUCGCUGCCGAGCAUCCAUUGGCUGCAACGCAGGACACAGGUCGCCUCGAAGCGGAGCAGGUUGAUAUUCUUGUGUGCCCUACUGCACCGUCGUCACCGCCACGACUGUCCGACGUGACCGUGGCCAGUGGUUCAUCACCGUUGGAUGCCUACGUCAACGAUGUCUUUACGGUUCCUGCCAGUUUGGCAGGCCUGCCAGCUCUCUCUGUCCCGGUGACCUCCGAGUCUUCAGAAAAUUCGGGCGCUGGUGAGCUUGCUGGUAUCCAAGUCGUGGGCCAGUAUGGGGAUGACGAGCUGGUGAUGAAGGUUGGAGAGCUAUUGGAGGGCAAAAGAUUUGAGAGCAGCCUAUAG